Molecule: messenger RNA, 885 nt
Organism: Quercus robur (English oak)
Lineage: Eukaryota; Viridiplantae; Streptophyta; Magnoliopsida; Fagales; Fagaceae
Exons: 2
Coding region: 1-885 (294 amino acids)
Molecular function (GO): RNA-DNA hybrid ribonuclease activity; nucleic acid binding
Source: RefSeq, a predicted model, not a curated record
AUGGCUUUUAACAGGUAUGAUGCAGAGGCUAUUUACCGGAUCCCUCUGAGUAGGCGAUGUGUUCCAGACAAGCUGUUCUGGCUGUAUAACAAAAAUGGGAGGUACUCAGUGAGAUCCGGCUAUCAUACAGCAAGGUAUUUGUGGAAUGAGUUAAAGCAGGAAGGUGAGGGGUCCAAUCCAAGGUCUAGCAGCGAAAUUUGGGCGAGAAUCUGGAAGUUUCGCCUACCAAAUAAGAUAAAAGUCUUUAUGUGGCGAGCUUGUCAUAAUAUUUUACCAACGCUUGAAAGGCUUAGGCAGCAAAGGAUUAUUGAAAAUGCACUGUGCCCCAUAUGCAUGCAAGCCCCUGAAACAAUAAUUCACGCAUUGUGGGAAUGUGGAGUAGCCCAAGACGUGUGGGCUGGUUGCUCUCACCGUGUUUUGCAGAAAGGGCUGACUGCCCAGGUCUCUGUAUUUCGGCUAGUUGAGGAGCUAAUGCAAAAGCUGCCUGAGGAUGCUCUUGAAUUUUUUCUGGAGCCGGGUACAUUGAAUGAGUGGGCACGCAACUUGUUGGCAGAGUAUAAGGAUGCUCAGGCUCUGCUUGCACUCCCUGCCCCUGCUGGCUCAUCACUGUUGUGGCGGCCACUUGAUGGUUCAACGUAUAAGUUGAACUUUGAUGCGGCGGUCUUCUUAGAUUCUUCAGCUUCAGGCGUGGGCGUGAUGAUCAAAAAUGCUAGCGGUCAAGUGAUGGCAACCUUGUCGUCAAGGGGUCUCACCGUCAUGGACAGUGAAGAGGCUGAGGUCUUGGCUUGCUGUCGAGCUUUGGAGUUUGCGAUUGAAGUUGGGUUCUCAGACUUAAUUGUGGAAGGAGACAAUUCAAAUGUUAUGAGGUCCAUUGUGUCAACUUAA